Messenger RNA from Brassica rapa (field mustard), 4959 nucleotides. RefSeq names its product retrovirus-related Pol polyprotein from transposon TNT 1-94. Gene Ontology annotation, biological process: DNA integration. Gene Ontology annotation, molecular function: protein binding; nucleic acid binding; zinc ion binding. Lineage: Eukaryota; Viridiplantae; Streptophyta; Magnoliopsida; Brassicales; Brassicaceae. The record is from RefSeq and is a predicted model, not a curated record.
AUGGAAGCAAUUUCAAAGAAAUUUGAAGUGGAAAAAUUCGAUGGCAAAGGUGAUUUUGGUCUAUGGAAAUAUAAGAUGCUGUGUCAGCUAGAGAUCUUUGGUUUGGGGUCUGUUCUUAAGGAGAAAACUCCUUCUACGGAUGAUGAAGGUGAAGAACAGAAAGAUGAAAAACCUGAUCCUAAGGAGCAAGACCGGGAAUUGCGUGUAAAGAAUCUGAUCAGUUUGUGUCUAUCUGACCUUAUUCUACGCAAGGUUAUGCAAGAGCCUACAGCACUGGCUAUGUGGAAGGCUCUAGAAGCUGAGUAUCAGACCAAGACAUUACCCAAUCGAAUCUACAUGAAGCAGAGAUAUGCAGGUUUUAGAAUGGAAGAGCACAAGUCCAUUGAGGAAAAUAUGGAUGUGUUUCUGAAACUUGUGGCUGAUCUAGCAAGUCUGGAUAUCAAGAUCAGUGAAGAAGAUCAAGCAAUUCAGAUCUUAACCAGCUUGCCCAAGCAAUACGAGUCUCUCGUUGAUGCAUUAAAAUACGGCAGCGGCAAAGAGAUUUUAACGGUUCGUGAUGUUACAAGCUCAGCUUAUUCUAAGGAAGUAGAAUUAAGAGAGAAGGGACUUCUCAACAAGUCCAAAGGUAACUCGGAGGGGUUGUUUGCUGGCGACAACAGAGGCAGAGGGGAGAAGAAGAGCGAUAAAACUUGGAGAGCUAGAUCUAAAAGCAAUAACAGAUCAAAAUCAAGACCUAAGUUCUCUAAAGAAUGUUGGACGUGUGGCAAGGAAGGACAUUUUAAAAAGCAGUGUCCAGAAAGAAAGAAGCCAUCAAAUUCGGUCAACAUAGCAGAAGAGAAGGAGGAACCAUUGGUAUUAGUGGCUAGCCAGCAAGCUACUAAGGACGAGUGGGUACUUGAUUCUGGCUGUACAUUUCAUAUCACCCCAAAUAAAGAUGUCUUAUUUGAUCUUGAAGACAUAGAAGGAGGAAAGGUUUUGAUGGGAAAUAACACUAUCAGCGAGAUUAAAGGGAUCGGGAAAAUCAGGAUCAUGAAUGAUGAUGGAUCAAGCGUGAUUCUCACUGAUGUUCGUUACAUGCCUACAAUGGGCAGAAACCUUAUCUCCUACGGUUUAUUGGAGAAGAUGGGAUGCAGAUACGAAGGCAAAGACUUCAUGGUGCAGUUUUACAAAGGAGAUAAGAAGGUUAUUUCUGGAAAAUACUGUGAUGGUCUGUACUACUUACAAGGGACAGUAUUGGAUGGUGAAGCUGCAGUCGCAAGGCCUGAUAUCGAUUUGACUAAAAGGUGGCACUCUAGGCUUGGACAUAUGAGUCUAAAGGGCAUGAAUAUUUUAGUCAAAGACGGAUAUUUAAACGCAAAGGAUGUGAAGACGUUAGAGUUUUGCGAGAAUUGCGUUUUGGGUAAAGCACACAAGCUAAGCUUUCCAAAAGGCAAGCACACGUCUAAGGAAGUCCUAGAGUACAUCCAUUCAGAUUUAUGGGGUUCACCUUCGGUGGUAGAGAGUCUCGGAGGAUGUUUCUACUUUGUUACAUUCAUUGAUGAUUUUUCUAGGAAAGUUUGGAUCUAUUUCCUAAAAUCAAAAAAUGAAGUGUUUCAAAACUUCAAGGAAUGGAAAACAUGCGUGGAAACUGAGACAGGAAAGAAGGUGAAGUGUCUUAGGACGGAUAACGGAUUAGAGUUCUGCAAUACACAGAUGGACACAUUGUGUAAAGAAGCAGGGAUUAAAAGACACAGAACAUGCGUCUAUACUCCACAGCAAAACGGAGUAUCAGAACGCAUGAACCGUACGAUUAUGGAGAAGGUGAGAUGUAUGUUGACAGAGGCAGGCUUAGAGCAAAAGUUCUGGGCAGAAGCGGCUUCUACAGCUGUCUACUUAAUCAAUCGAUCUCCCAGUACAGCUAUUAACUUCAAACUACCGGCAGAGGUGUGGUCUGGAACCAAAACAGACUUAAAUCACCUAAGGAAGUUCGGGUGUACAGCUUAUGUUCACGUGACUCAAGCCAAAACCAGUCCAAGGGCGAUGAAAGGAGUUUUCAUGGGAUAUCCAGACGGGACUAAAGGUUAUCGAGUUUGGUUACCAGAAGAACUAAGAUGUACAGUGAGCAGAAACGUGAUUUUCAAUGAGGAAGAGAUGUUUAAAGACAUUAAAGGAGUCAGCGAGAAGAAGAGGAAAACAAAAAAGGUAACGUUCAAUCCUGUGCUGAUUCAAGGACCUUCAAACACAACUACAGACACUGAAACAGAGGAUACAGUUCAAGGUGGAGUUUCUCCAGCAUCAGAAAACUCGGAACCUGAAUCUUCAAGCUCAGAAAGUGAAGAAGUUGUGGGAACUCAACAGGAAAAUCUAGACAACUACAUUCUUGCUAGAGAUAGAAUCAGGAGAGAAGUAAAGAAACCUUCUAGGUUUGAUGAUUCAGAUUGCGUGGCUUAUGCUCUAGCUACAGCAGAAGAAAUAAAUAAGGAUGAGCCGAAAUCCUAUUUGGAAGCAAGAAGGAGUAAGAGCUGGAAGUUAUGGAACGAGGGAAUGCAAGAAGAGAUGGAUUCGUUGGAGAAAAAUCAGACUUGGAAACUGGUUGAGAAACCAGAGAAAAAGAAGAUUAUUGGCAGCAAGUGGGUUUUCAAGCUGAAAGAAGGCAUUCCUGGAGUAGAGAAGCCGAGAUACAAAGCUAGAUUAGUAGCUAAAGGGUUUUCACAAGUUGAAGGGAUCGACUACACAGAGGUGUUUGCACCAGUGGUGAAACACGUGUCGAUUAGAAUUAUGCUGUCACUUGUUGCAAAUUAUGAUCUUGAUUUGGAACAACUAGACGUGAAAACGGCUUUCCUGUACGGAACGUUAGACGAAGAGAUUUAUAUGGCACAGCCAGAAGGUUUCGUUGAGGAGGGAAAAGAAGAUCAAGUUUGUCUCCUGUUGAAAUCCCUUUACGGAUUAAAACAGUCACCAAGACAGUGGAAUAGGAGAUUUGAUAGCUUCAUGAAACAACAAGGCUUCGAAAGAAGUGCAUAUGAUCCUUGUGUCUACAUGAAAGGUUCAGACUCAUCUCAUAUGGUUUAUCUCUUGAUCUAUGUUGAUGACAUGCUCAUAGCAUCUAAGGAUUCUAAAGAAAUUAAAAGAAUCAAAGAUAGCUUGAAGAGAGAGUUUGAGAUGAAGGACCUUGGAGCAGCUUCAAGAAUACUUGGAAUGGAUAUUAUUAGAGACAGGAAGAAAGGAACUCUAAAACUAUCACAAGGGAAGUAUCUACAGAAGGUGCUGGAAACUUUUAACAUGGCAGAGAGCAAAGCUGUGGUUACUCCUAUCGGACCACAAUUCAAGCUUAAAAGUUUGACACAAAAAGAAGAGCACGAGGAAGCAAGGUUCAUGAAUGUGAUUCCAUACGCAUCAGCCGUUGGAAGUUUAAUGUAUGCAAUGGUGGGAUCUAGACCAGGCUUAUGUUUCGCAGUGGGCUUAAUCAGCCGUUAUAUGAGCAAGCCAGGAAGAAUACACUGGGAAGCUGUUAAGUGGGUGAUGAGAUAUCUUAAAGGAGCUCUAGAUUCAGAUCUAUUGUUUACUAAAGGAGAAGAUUUCAAAGUACGAGGAUUCUGUGACGCAGACUACGCAACCGAUUUGGACAGAAGAAGAUCCGUGACAGGAUAUGUGUUUCAAGUCGGAGGCAACACAAUAAGCUGGAGAUCAGACGAGUUUCCGUUUUGGUUGGGAUCUUUGCCAUCACUAAAUGUUCUCAUCCUCAGAUCAAACGAGUUCUAUGGGCCGUUGUAUCAUCGCCACAUGUCCAUUGGGUUUCAGAGUUUAAAGGUUAUUGAUGUUUCGCACAACGAAUUCACUGGAACUCUCCCAUCUCACUAUUUUUCCAACUGGCGUGAAAUGACCACAUCAAGCGAAGAAAUAGACCAGUACUAUUUUGCCAGCAUUGGUUAUACAACACCUUGGAACACUUAUCAUACUAUUUAUUAUGAAUCUGUUUAUCACUCGAUGGAAAUGGUGAAUAAAGGAGUUGAAAUGAAUUUUGAGCGGAUCCUAAAAGACUUCAGAGCCAUUAAUUUUUCUGGAAAUAGAAUUUCUGGCGAAAUUCCUGAAUCCAUUAGCUGCUUAAAGAAACUACGACUUCUCAAUUUGUCAAACAACAAUUUCAGAAAUGAUAUCCCACGAUGCAUGUCAAAUUUGAAAAAUCUUGAGACAUUGGACCUCUCUAGUAAUAACUUGUCAGGUCAAAUACCUCAAGAUCUUGGUAACCUCUCAUUUCUAUCAUACAUGAACUUCUCCCAUAACCUUCUCGAAGGUCCAGUUCCACGAGGCACACAAUUCCAAAGGCAAACAUGCUCUUCGUUCCUGGACAAUCCUGGACUCUUCGGGCUCGAAGAAAUAUGUCAACAAACCCAUGUCCCCAAUCCUACCUCCCAUCAAUCUGAGGAACUGUCAGAGGCAGAGGAACAAGUGUUCAACUGGAUUGCAGCUGCAAUAGCCUAUGGACCUGGUUUAUUAUGUGGAUUGGUUAUGGGGCAUAUCUUCACUUCACACAAUCAAUAAUGGUUCACAAAAAAUUUUGGUCCAAGAAAACUCAAAGUCACCCACUUGCAAUAAGCAUUUCUAAGGAAUAUAUUGUCCAAUGUAUUUUUUUUGUAUUUGUGCUGAAAUUUGUAGGCGUGUCCUCCAAAGAGUAGUUUGAGUUUGUUUGUAAUUUUCUAUUUAAUGUUUGUGACACUAUUUAGUGAUAUUCAAAAUAUGUAUCUUUUGAAAAUGUAAUACGGGAACUUCCUCCGGGUCAUAUCUUAAAUUUGCGGUAGCCUAGUGAAAAGUCUUCCCUUCUCUUAUACACAGAUAUCACCAUCCACUCGUGUUUCACUUGUAUUAAACCGUAAUGGUUUAUAUGUAUAAUUAGUAGUGCGGGGCUUUCAUUUCCAAUCUCACAAGAGAGUGCUAUAAAAUACAGCUCCUCUGAUUCUGACAGGAGUUUGAAGGAGCAAU